AUGGACUACCUCGUAUCGGAAGAAGAGGCAGCAAAUGACAUGGAGUUCUGUCCGUUUCCCAAAUCAACAGACGAAGAUCAUCUUGUGGAGCGAAGUAACGUCAGCCAACUUACAUUGCCAUCCCCAUCCCGUGCGCCCGUCGUGGAACCACAGGCUACACAGAAAUCCUUCAAUUCCAGGCUAGCGCAAAGGCAGGCACAGCGAAACUUUCGACAAAGGCAAAAAGAGCAAAGAAUGCGGGAGCAGGCCAGAAUUGAGGAACAAAGCAGAGAACUCGAAAAGGAACAGCAUACUAGGAAAGGUUUGGAGGAGCAAGUCCAACAGCUCAAGGCCGAGAUUGUACAACUCAAUUUCAGUGCUGAAAGAUGGAAGGAGAACUCCACGGUCCUGCAAGGAAGCGUGAAGGCCUUACAAAAGAGCCUCGAUCUUCUUCAUCGAGGGUCUACCGCCCUAUGCCAUGACGCCAAUCAACCAAGGGCAAGAAGCAAAACCCCCCUUAGUCCCUCCUCCAGUCAGCCCAGUCCAGGGAAUCAUGUCCCUCCCCGCAACUUGUCCCAUCUUCCAAAGUUUCUCGGGAAAGCAAAACUGCGGCCGAUGAUAUCGCCCAUUUCACCCAUGCUCGUGACCCAAAAGGGGGCACGUCUCCCCCUCGCUCCUCCCCGUCCCUGA
This is a messenger RNA of Penicillium antarcticum, 669 nucleotides long. RefSeq lists its product as uncharacterized. The transcript is spliced from 2 exons. The coding region runs from base 1 to 669 and encodes 222 amino acids. Lineage: Eukaryota; Fungi; Ascomycota; Eurotiomycetes; Eurotiales; Aspergillaceae. The record is from RefSeq and is a predicted model, not a curated record.